Messenger RNA from Cherax quadricarinatus, 1910 nucleotides. The record is from RefSeq and is a predicted model, not a curated record. Lineage: Eukaryota; Metazoa; Arthropoda; Malacostraca; Decapoda; Parastacidae.
ACCAGAGAAGAGUGAGGUAAGUGAGAGGCGGCCAUAAUGUGUCUCACAUUGUGUGUGUGACCACUUGUUGCUGCUGCUGUCUCUCUCACUACUCUCACUCUCCUUCCACACACACUAAACCUUCAUUAAUGUGGCUUGGUCUGGCUGGUGGAGAAGAGGAGAGGUGGUAGAGAGCACCACAGGGGGACACUACUCUACAAUAUGUCCACAACUCAACAAAUUGCUGAGGAUUUUGAGACGUUUGGUGUGUGUCUGGAUGAUAAUAAGUUACUACACAGGUACGAAGAAGCGGCAGUUAACGCCAGAUAGCAGUGUCACAAAGCGCCAUGUUGGUUCUGCUCGCUCCAUCUCUGCCCAGUUCUCACCAGCAACACUAUCGCCCAGUGUGGCAACUCCUUCCCGCAAGUACUCGUCUAGAACAAAUGCAGGAUGCAUUGUGGCAACCUAUGGGGACCCUAGCAAAGCUUCUUGGAAGGCUAACCCUGACUUCACCCCAAAGGUAAAGCUGCUGGCCAUGGGAGGUGACAAACCUCUGACCAAAACGUACAAAUACAUGUUUGAAAAAGUGAGGGAUGCAGCUGAGGCCCUAGAUGACUCUAUUGAUGCCUUAGCUGAGCAGAUAAAAGAUUCUCUUGGCAUUGAAGAAUUUUCUCAUCUUAAAGUUGCUAGUAACGAGAACAUAUUAGUAGUGGGCCGCAUUUGCUGUGACAGUGUGGGUCGACUGAAUGCUGCCUCAGUACUGCUGGAGGGUUCACAGGAGACCUCCUUCGGCAAUACAGUCCCUGUGGAUCUGUCACAGCUUUCCGAGUACUCUCUCUUUCCUGGCCAGAUAGUUGGCAUCCGAGGCCUGAACACAACCGGUGACAAAAUAAUUGCUAAGGAGUUGGUGCCUGGAAAAUUGCUUCCUCCCUGCACUGUCCCUAUUACCAUCACUAAUGAUACAGGUCCUAUCCAAGUGGUAGUGGCAAGUGGCCCAUUUACAACAACAGAAAACCUGCUUUAUGAACCACUCACAGAUCUGCUGACUGAUGUGCACAAGGAUCCCCCACAUUUGCUUAUUCUUUUUGGCCCAUUCCUUGAUGCUGCCCAUCCACUGAUAGUGAACAAUGAGCUGGGAGAAACUCAUGAUGCAGUAUUUAAUAGAUGUAUUCGAAUUAUUACAUCUACACUAGAAAACUCGGUAACUCAAGUAAUUUUGGUGCCAUCUAACCGCGAUGUAUGCACCCCCAUGGUUUACCCAACUCCUCCAUAUGAAGUGGGGGGAAAUAUUACCUGUGUGAGUGAUCCAGCACUCUUGGAUAUUGAAGGUGUUGUUGUGGCUCUUACUGCUACAGAUACAUUGUUUCACCUUGGGAAGGAAGAAAUCUCUUUCCCGCCACAAGGCCCAGAUCGAUUGGGCAGGCUUACUCGUCACCUCUUAAAGCAGCAGAAUUUGUAUCCACUUUACCCAGGGCCAGAGGGUAUCUGUAUUGAUCAAGAACAAGCUGAAAUUUAUGCACGACUUCCAUACAACCCACAUUUGCUCAUUCUUCCAUCCGAUCUUCGAUACUUCAUCAGGGACUUGGAAAACUGUGUGGUUCUGAAUCCAGAACGUCUAGCCAAAGGUCUUGUGGGAGGUACCUAUGCCAAGUUAGAGCUCCAUCCUCCAAAACAUGAAAAAACAAUGGUUGGCUCUGUGAAUGCACAAAUAAUUAAAGUUUAAAAAUUUCUGGCAAAGGAUUUUAACACUGCUUAGAAAAAAAAAUUGGCUUCAAUUGUAAAUGCUUACAGAAAAUUUAAAGUCUUACCAUACCUUAUGAAUUACUUUAUCUUUACCUAACUAGGUAUGUACUCAAAAAUGGCAAAAGUUAAUUGCAAUGAAAUUGCCAAAUACACAAAUAUUGUAUUAAAAAUAAAUACUUAUUUUAUUA